AUUACUCAUUUCUGUUCGUUUUGAUGAACCCGGAUGGCAGUGGUCCAGAUGCUUCUUUCCAGAACAUUUAGGUGAUACACAGUUGAAAAUGCGAAAUUAUGUUUCUGGUGCAGUUACUAUGGAACGCGUGGAGGUGCAAAAUGCUGACGAUGCAAUUAGAGAUGCAAAGAUUUUCGGGAAUCCUCAUGGCAAUCCUGGGAAAAAUUUAAUUCUUUUAUCUGAUGAUGAUACUGGCUUUAUGCCAAAGAGGAUCGAUAAUUUCUCAAAGGAGACACUACGCAUUUAUCAACAAAAAUGUGAAGCAUUUGAGACCGUUGUUCAUUCUUAUACAUCUUGCCCUUAUGCAUGGGAUGAACCCUAUUACCCACAUCGUCUAACCGUUGAGGUAACUGGAAAGCAUUGAAGGGUUUAGAUGCAAGGAUUAGAGGCAAGGCUGAAGGAGAUGCGUGGG
This is a messenger RNA of Helianthus annuus (common sunflower), 451 nucleotides long. RefSeq names its product putative vacuolar protein sorting-associated protein 13C. Lineage: Eukaryota; Viridiplantae; Streptophyta; Magnoliopsida; Asterales; Asteraceae. The record is from RefSeq and is a predicted model, not a curated record. Bases 89 to 403 code for a protein of 104 amino acids. Gene Ontology annotation, cellular component: extrinsic component of membrane. The transcript has 3 exons. Gene Ontology annotation, biological process: protein retention in Golgi apparatus; protein targeting to vacuole.